Messenger RNA from Rattus rattus (black rat), 1543 nucleotides. RefSeq names its product S-phase kinase associated protein 1 (gene Skp1). The transcript has 6 exons. Gene Ontology annotation, molecular function: cullin family protein binding. The coding region runs from base 251 to 742 and encodes 163 amino acids. Gene Ontology annotation, biological process: SCF-dependent proteasomal ubiquitin-dependent protein catabolic process. Lineage: Eukaryota; Metazoa; Chordata; Mammalia; Rodentia; Muridae. The record is from RefSeq and is a predicted model, not a curated record. Gene Ontology annotation, cellular component: cytoplasm; nucleus.
AGCACCUCUCCAGGAGACCUCUGCGGCGCCCAGAACCUGCCACCCGUCUUUCGCAUGCCGUCAGGCAAUCUCAACGGCCAGCCCGGCCGGCUGUGUGACGUCACGAACUCGGGGUCCUCGGCGCCCUCUUCCCGCUCCUAUAAAAGCUGACGCCGCGCGGCGCUGCUGUAGUGGCCUUGUUCUCGAGACUUCUAUUCGGUUGUGAACUCUGUUCGGCAGCCUCAGGCCUGCGGUCUUGAGACCGAGCACGAUGCCUACGAUAAAGUUGCAGAGUUCUGAUGGAGAGAUAUUUGAAGUUGAUGUAGAAAUUGCCAAACAAUCUGUGACCAUUAAGACCAUGCUGGAAGAUUUGGGAAUGGAUGAUGAGGGAGAUGAUGAUCCUGUUCCUUUACCAAAUGUUAAUGCAGCAAUUCUAAAAAAGGUCAUUCAGUGGUGCACCCACCACAAGGAUGACCCUCCUCCUCCUGAGGAUGAUGAGAACAAAGAGAAGCGGACAGAUGAUAUUCCUGUUUGGGACCAAGAAUUCCUGAAAGUUGACCAAGGAACACUUUUUGAACUUAUUCUGGCUGCAAACUACUUAGACAUCAAAGGUUUGCUUGAUGUCACCUGCAAGACUGUGGCCAAUAUGAUUAAGGGGAAAACGCCUGAGGAGAUUCGUAAAACCUUCAAUAUCAAAAAUGACUUUACUGAAGAGGAGGAGGCCCAGGUACGCAAAGAGAACCAGUGGUGUGAAGAGAAGUGAACUGUGCCUGUCACUGUAACACUAGAAGGGUUGUUCCAAAUGCUAGUUGCACUGCUCUGUUUAUAAUUGUUAAUAUUAGAGAUCAGUAGACAAACACAGCCUUGUCCUCACUGCAUGUGUAGUUCCAGUACAGAUCAGACCUGUGGCUGAGUUUCUUCUAUGAGCAGAAGUUUCCUCUUCCCACCCACCUCCCCAUUACUCUGAAUAAAACCCAACUAUGGGUUCUCUGUGGAAAGUGGCAUUUUGGGCUCUCUCUUUCUGUAAAGUGAUUUCUGCCUCUAGUUCAUUGUCCAGUUAACUUCAGUGAGCCUUUCAAAGUUGGCAUUGUAAAUAAAACAACUUAGAAGUAUGCAGAAAUAAAAUUAACAAAACAUUUGUUCAUGAAUCGGAAACUGGAACAAGGCAACUUGAAGUUAACGGUGCGGAUGUCUUCCGACCUCUAUGCUGCUGGUAAGCUCGUGUGCAGCUGGGCUCUCUUAAUUGGAUCUGAGGCCUUGUUUUGUCUUUUUGGUUUUUUAAUCUUCUCAGCUUUGAAUAUGUUGCCUAGAGACUUAGUUUACUACCCAGUUUGUGGUUUGGGAGGGGGGACUGUAACUCAACAAUUUGUUAGCUUUUCAAUUAAAAAAGACACUUACUUCAUGUGGUAUGUCAUCUUUUUAUCAUUGUUCCCGUACAGGGAAACACUAUUUGCAUGUAAAAAUUAAUUUAACCUUUAACAUUAAAGUGUAUGGUAAAACUCAGAACACAGCCAUCCUAAGUACAAGAUGCUUUUCAAUAAAAAGUAGUACAAUAGGUAGUAAA